AUGAACACGCAAUCAUCUUUGGUGAUAGCUCAAAUACCUCGAAAAAAACAAUUUUAUAAAACAAAAAUGUGCCCAUGGUUUUUUUCGGGGAGAUGUGAUAGAGGGGUAGAUUGUUUAUUUGCUCAUUCUCAAGAUGAAUUAAAUCCAAUUCCAGAUUUAUCAUUUACUAGUUUAUGUCCACUAGCCAAAAAAUCAGGUUUAUGCAAAAAUGAAAAAUGUAGCUAUGCCCAUUCUGUGUGUGAAUUAAGACCAACAGGAGAUUUAUAUAAAACGGCUCCAUGUACAAAAUUUUUGAGAGGAAAAUGUAAUGCAGAAGCGCAUUGUAGACAUGCUCAUUAUAUUGAAGAACUUAGACCAUUGCCAGGAAACGUAUCUCCAUCUCAAAAUGCAAUUAACUUAAUGUUAUCAUCAUCCAUAUCAAACCCCUUACAAAAAAUUAAUAAAAAAAAUAGUUUUUUAAAUGAUGAAAAAAAGAAUGAGAAAAUUUUAAAACAAUCCAAUUCAUUAAUCGGUAAUUUUCCGUCUCAAAAUAAUAAGUUUACGAAAAAAUUUGUAAAAAAUGCUAGUGCUGAUAAUGGCAGUAUAAAUAUAAAUAAUAAUAUAAAUAACAAAAAUUAUCAAAAAAGUUCAUCUUUUCCAAAUAAAAUGUAUCCCUUAUUAAAAAAUAAAGAUAACAAUGGAGAAUCAAAAUUGCAUAACAAUAUAAAUUUUAAAAAUUACUUGAUUAAUAGUGAUCUGGAAAAUAAUAACGUUAUAAACAAUUUUAAUAUAAAUAAAUUACAGAACAUGUGCAAUCAAAAGAAAGAGAUAGGCAGAAGUUAUAAAUCACUCAAUGAAUUAAGAGGACAAGACAGCAAUAUUAAUAACAACAUAAAUACGAACAAAUUUUAUAACUUAAGUAAGGCAAAAAAUAUUGAUACAGUAAACCAUUACUCUUCUUUCUCAACCAAAGAACCUUCUACUCCUAUGAGAAUGUCUAGCACUUCUUCAAAGGAUCUGACAUCAAAUAAUGAUGAAAACAAUUUAGUAGAUACAAUUGAACACAUGGAGAUUACAGCUCAAGAUAGUGCAUUAAAAGUUAUUGAAGAUGAUUCAGAAAAAAUGAAUUCUUCUGAUAUCAAAAAUUUCCUAAAUUUACUACAAAUGAAAAAUUCUAAUAAUUUUAGUAAAGAUAAUUUUUUAUUUAAUGAUAAUAGUACAAAUAAUAGUAAUGCUUUAUAUUCAUCAUAUAAACCAAUAUCUUCAUCUAAGGACAAAUUAGAGCAGCAAUUAAAUUUAGAAUCUCAUUUUUCAGAUCAUUAUCUAAAUAAUAAUAUACAGAAUAUCAAAAAUAAAGAAGAGAAUAUGAAUAACUAUGACUCAAAUAAUAAUUUAAAAAAUAUAUAUAAAUUCAACAAUAAUUCUUUAAUUAGUUGCUCAAAUUUCUGGAAUUAUCCUGAAGAUGAAUUAUCCACAGUUGCUCCAAAAAUGGCACAAAAAGUGGAAAUAUUUGACUAUUAG
Molecule: messenger RNA, 1500 nt
Organism: Plasmodium gallinaceum
Lineage: Eukaryota; Apicomplexa; Aconoidasida; Haemosporida; Plasmodiidae
Product: zinc finger protein, putative
Exons: 1
Coding region: 1-1500 (499 amino acids)
Molecular function (GO): metal ion binding
Source: RefSeq, a predicted model, not a curated record